Messenger RNA from Hylaeus anthracinus, 3022 nucleotides. It is a transcript of the gene Gp93, whose product is annotated as endoplasmin. The coding region runs from base 114 to 2513 and encodes 799 amino acids. The record is from RefSeq and is a predicted model, not a curated record. The transcript has 4 exons. Gene Ontology annotation, biological process: protein folding. Gene Ontology annotation, molecular function: ATP-dependent protein folding chaperone; ATP binding; ATP hydrolysis activity. Lineage: Eukaryota; Metazoa; Arthropoda; Insecta; Hymenoptera; Colletidae.
UUAGAUUGUAUGACAGUCAGUCUAAAACAGUAGAGCGUGCUGUUUGGAUUUGGAUUUAGGUAAACUUUCCGGUUCUUUUUUGCGUCAUUACUUGUGAAUCAUACGCAACAGCAAUGAAAAAGGCGUUAAUAUUAGUCUCGAUUCUGUUCCUUCUGGCAGGAUUCGCUAGAGCAGAAGAUCACGUUGACGAAGAUGUUGGAACGGUCGAAAAUGAUUUGGGUGCCAGUCGGGAGGGAUCUCGAACAGAUGAUCAGGUGGUUCAGAGGGAAGAGGAGGCGAUAAAGUUGGAUGGAUUGAAUGUGGCUCAAAUGAAGGAACUUAGAGAGAAGGCUGAGAAAUUUGUAUUCCAAACUGAAGUAAAUCGAAUAAUGAAACUUAUCAUUAAUUCGUUAUAUCGCAAUAAAGAUAUCUUCCUGAGAGAGUUGAUAUCCAAUGCAUCCGAUGCUUUGGAUAAGAUUAGAUUGUUAUCCCUUACUGAUAGAGAUGUUCUAGAUACUAAUCCAGAAUUAGCAAUUCGGAUAAAGUCGGACAAGGAAAAUAAGAUAUUGAGUAUAACUGAUUCUGGUAUUGGUAUGACUAAGAAUGAAUUGAUUAAUAAUCUUGGAACUAUCGCCAAGUCUGGUACCGCUGAAUUCUUGGGGAAGAUGCAAGACACUUCGAAUACUCAGGAUUUAAAUGACAUGAUCGGUCAGUUUGGUGUAGGUUUCUAUUCUGCCUUCUUAGUCUCCAAUACAGUCAUUGUCACUUCGAAACACAACGACGAUAAACAAUAUAUCUGGGAAUCUGAUAGCAGCAGCUAUAGCAUUGUCGAAGAUCCAAGAGGAGACACCUUAAAGAGAGGAACAACGAUUAGCCUUCAUUUGAAGGAUGAAGCGUUGGACUUCUUGGAGGAAGAUACAAUCAGAAAUUUGGUAAAGAAAUACUCGCAAUUUAUUAAUUUCCCUAUAUACCUCUGGAGUAGCAAAGUGAUUCAAGUCGACGAGGAUGAGGAGGAAGAGAAACCAGUAAAGGAUGAUGCAAGCGAUAAGGAAGAGUCUACCGAAGAUAAAGUAACAGAUGAAGAGGAGGAUGCCAAGGUAGAAGAUGCAGAAGAAGAGAAGAAAAGCAAAAAAGUUGACAAAACUGUCUGGGACUGGGAACUGCUGAAUGAUUCCAAACCGAUAUGGACUCAGAAACCAUCCGAAGUAGAGGAGAAAGAUUACAACGAUUUCUACAAGGCACUAACGAAAGAUACUCAAGAACCUUUGGCGAAAAUUCAUUUUGUGGCAGAAGGAGAAGUCACCUUCAAAUCGCUUCUCUUCAUCCCCAAAGUUCAACCUAGCGACAGCUUCAAUCGCUACGGCACCAAAGCAGAUAACAUCAAGUUAUACGUGAGGAGGGUCUUCAUCACCGACAAAUUUACCGACAUGAUGCCUAAUUACUUAUCCUUCAUUCGUGGUAUAGUCGACAGCGACGAUCUGCCGCUUAAUGUAUCACGUGAGAACUUGCAACAGCACAAGCUCAUCAAAGUAAUCAAGAAGAAGUUAAUUAGGAAAGUAUUGGACAUGAUGAAGAAAAUUCCUAAGGAAGAAUACGAAUCGUUCUGGAAAGAAUACAGCACAAACAUUAAACUGGGUGUAAUGGAGGAUGCUCAGAAUCGCGCUAGAUUAUCGAAACUCUUCAUGUUUCAUUCAUCCGCGCAGAAAGGUACCACAUCUUUGGGGGAUUACGUCUCUCGCAUGAAGCCCAAUCAGCAAUACAUUUACUACAUUGCUGGAACCUCCUUGGAAGAGGUGAAGAAAUCUCCAUUCGUUGAGAGGCUAAACAAGAAAGGUUACGAAGUUCUGUACUUGACCGAGGCUAUCGAUGAAUACGCCAUCUCUGCUUUACCUGAAUUCGACGGCAAGAAGUUCCAGAAUGUCGCGAAAGAAGGAUUCUCGCUUGAUGAGGGAGAGAAAGCCAAGGAAAGGAUGGAACAUAUGAAAACCACCUUCGAACCUCUGGUCAAAUGGCUGAACGAUGUCCUGAAAGAACACAUCAGCAAAGCUCAGGUGUCUGAACGCCUCACAGAGUCUCCGUGUGCUUUAGUUGCCAGUAUGUUUGGAUGGACUGGAAACAUGGAGAGACUGGCGAUUUCGAACGCUCAUCAGAAAAGCGACGAUCCACAAAAGACUUACUACUUGAACCAGAAGAAGACGUUAGAGAUUAAUCCAAGGCAUCCACUCAUCAGAGAACUACUGCGUCGAGUAGAAGUGGACACUAAUGAUCAGACAGCGAAGGAUAUAGCUUUGAUGAUGUUCAGGACAGCUACUCUUCGGUCUGGGUACAUGCUCAGAGAAACUGCUGAUUUCGUGGACAGCGUAGAACAACUGAUGAGGAAAACUUUGGGAAUUUCCCUAGACGAAGUACCGGAAGAAGAGGAACUCCAAGAGGAGGAAUCUGCUUCGAUGGAAUCAGACGCCGAAACAGAGAAGAUCAUCGAUAUGGAUAUGAGCGAAGAAGACAAAGAUGAGGAGAAACACGAUGAACUGUAAUUUAACACAAGAUUAACUUUUAUAGCCGUAUAAUUAUACAAUGUAUAGUGAUGUGGUAUUUAAUUCAGUCGUGCAACUAUUGGUGUUGCAAAUUAAAACGAACUGUUAUAAUUGUACAGAUACAAAGAGAUCAAAGUAAUCCUUUGAUGGUUCUUUGCAGCAUUUAAAGCGUUUUGUAAUAAUUUUAUUGCAAAGAUGCAUAGAAGGAUGUGAUAAAUACGCAAAGGUGACAUAUUUCGCUAAUUAAGUUCGUCAUCAUCGUACUUUGUAGGAUCUCAUGUGUUCCACGUUCGAUAACGAAUUAUUGUUAUAAUUUAUUUGAUUUGAUCUUCCACUUUUUUAUAGUAACGUAAAGAAAUCACUGACUGAACAUAAGUAUAGAAUGUUUGUGAUGCGAGUGAUUGUAUUUGUAUAAAAGGAUAUUAAACAAUUAUUGGAGUAGCAUUUAUUAUUAUGUUUUCUUUUUUACUUGAGCAGUACCGAUUAUGUAAUAAAUUAUUAUUAUAGUA